AUGGCAGACUCUUCUCAACUCACCGGCGACGGUACCAACACACAGACGACUCGCAAUGUGCUGCUCAAGCGUAAUCCGCACCUACGCGGCAAUGAUACGUCGUCCCCGGCGGGAUUCGGCGGUCUCGGGACGCGUCAAUUCCUUCAGAAGCAGCGCAUGACCCCAGGGUCCGCCACUUCAGCGUCCUCAUUCGAAGAAGGGGCGUCCUACGACGCAUUCUCGGAUGCUGGCACGCCUGCGUCCGAGCACAAGAGUCUCACUGUCAAGACGGAGUCUAGCGAUGUCACCCGUGCGGGGAACAAGCAGCCGACCAAGAGACUGUCGUCUCCGAGUCGCGAGUCACUUGCGCGACGUUGGAUUGGAGGAGAUAUGUCCACCCAGACGAUGGUGCCGCUUUCGCCGAGAUCGACGAAAAUCACGCGACGUAUUGUAACGUCGCCGCGCAAGACAAUGCGACGUGUCGUUCUGCGCAAGACGGGAGCAGACGGGAAGGUCCACGAACAAGUUCAGUAUGUGGACGCUGACGGACAAGUUGUCCAACAGUCUGGCAAUUUUUUCAAUGAGACGACAAGUUCUGGACGGACAACUGUCACUACACCAGCAAAAACUGUACGACGAGUGCUAGUCCGUCGAACGGGUGCGGACGGAAAAGUCCACGAAGAAGUCCAGUUCCUUGACGCCGAUGGAAACGUCUAA
Molecule: messenger RNA, 696 nt
Organism: Phytophthora infestans T30-4
Lineage: Eukaryota; Oomycota; Peronosporomycetes; Peronosporales; Peronosporaceae
Exons: 3
Coding region: 1-696 (231 amino acids)
Source: RefSeq, a predicted model, not a curated record